Messenger RNA from Meriones unguiculatus (Mongolian gerbil), 5334 nucleotides. It is a transcript of the gene Gab2, whose product is annotated as GRB2 associated binding protein 2. The coding region runs from base 144 to 2150 and encodes 668 amino acids. The record is from RefSeq and is a predicted model, not a curated record. NCBI's taxonomy places the organism in Eukaryota, Metazoa, Chordata, Mammalia, Rodentia, Muridae. The transcript is spliced from 10 exons.
GCGGCCGCCGGGCCCGCGCGCCGCCUCGUCGCCGCCCGGGGCCGCCCGGCCCCUCCCCUCCCCCGCGAGCUGCGCACCGGCGGCCGGCUGACCCAGCAGCCUCGUCCGCGCCAGCCGGCGGCGGGCUCCAGUCGGCCGGCGACAUGAGCGGCGGCGGCGGCGGCGGCGACGACGUGGUAUGCACCGGCUGGCUGAGGAAAUCGCCUCCCGAGAAGAAGUUGAGGCGCUAUGCCUGGAAGAAACGCUGGUUUAUACUGCGGAGCGGCAGGAUGAGUGGCGACCCAGAUGUGCUGGAAUACUACAAGAACGAGCACUCCAAGAAACCCCUGCGGAUCAUCAAUCUGAACUUCUGUGAGCAGGUGGAUGCGGGCCUGACCUUCAACAAGAAAGAGCUGCAGGAUAGUUUUGUGUUUGAUAUCAAGACCAGUGAACGCACUUUUUACCUGGUGGCUGAGACAGAGGCUGACAUGAAUAAGUGGGUCCAGAGCAUCUGCCAGAUCUGUGGCUUCAAUCAGGCUGAGGAGAGCACAGAUUCCCUGAGAAACCUUUCUUCAGCCAGUCAUGGCCCCCGCUCUUCUCCAGCUGAGUUCAGCAGUUCCAGUCAGCACCUGCUCCGAGAACGGAAGUCCUCAGCUCCCUCACACUCUAGCCAGCCCACUUUAUUCACGUUUGAGCCCCCUGUGUCAAGCCACAUGCAGCCUGCCUUGUCCACCAGUGCACCUCAGGAGUAUCUCUACUUGCACCAGUGCAUAAGCCGAAGGACAGAAAAUGCAAGGAGUGCCAGCUUCUCUCAGGGCACCCGGCAGAAGAGCGACACAGCCGUGCAAAAGCUUGCCCAGGGCAAUGGACACUGUAUCAAUGGAGUCAGCGGCCAGGUCCAUGGCUUCUAUAGCCUUCCCAAGCCAAGCCGACACAAUACAGAAUUCAAGGACAGUACUUACGACCUCCCCCGGAGCCUGGCUUCCCAUGGCCACACCAAGGGCAGCCUCACAGGGUCUGAGACCGAUAAUGAGGAUGUGUACACCUUCAAGACACCCAGCAACACCCUGUGUCGGGAGUUUGGAGACCUUUUAGUGGACAAUAUGGAUGUUCCAACCACCCCUCUCUCAGCUUACCAGAUUCCUAGAACAUUCACACUGGACAAGAACCACAAUGCCAUGACAAUGGCCACGCCUGGAGACUCAGCCAUAGCUCCCCCACCCCGACCCCCCAAGCCAAGUCAGGCAGAAACACCUCGAUGGGGCAGCCCUCAGCAAAGACCUCCAAUCAGUGAAAACAGCAGAUCUGUGGCUGCCACUAUCCCCAGGCGCAAUACCCUGCCUGCCAUGGACAAUAGCCGACUCCACCGAGCCUCUUCCUGUGAGACCUAUGAGUACCCAACACGAGGAGGCGGAGAGAGCGCCAGCUGGUGUGCCGAGUCUCCAGGAAAGUCUGCUGUGGGUCGAUCAGACAGUGCCAGCUCUGAUGACAACUACGUGCCCAUGAACCCAGGUUCUUCUACCCUGCUGGCCAUGGAACGAGCAGGGGACAGUUCCCAGAGUGUCUACAUUCCCAUGAGCCCAGGGCCCCAUCACUUUGACCCACUUGGCUACCCAACCACAUCCCUUCCUCUUCAUAGAGGCCCCAGCCGAGGAAGUGAGAUCCAGCCACCCCCAGUCAACCGCAACCUCAAGCCUGACCGAAAAGCAAAGCCAACACCCCUUGACCUGAGAAACAAUGCUGUCAUCGAUGAGCUCCCCUUCAAGUCACCUGUCACCAAAUCGUGGUCCAGGGUCAACCACACCUUCAACUGCAGCUCCUCCCCGUACUGCCGUCCCAUCUCCACACAGAGCAUCACCAGCACAGACUCGGGAGACAGUGAGGAGAACUACGUCCCUAUGCAAAACCCAGUCUCUGCAUCACCUGUUCCCAGUGGCACUAACAGCCCAGCUCCAAAGAAGAGUACCGGCAGUGUGGAUUACCUAGCCCUGGACUUCCAGCCGGGCUCCCCAAGUCCUCACCGCAAGCCAUCCACGUCAUCUGUCACAUCAGACGAGAAGGUAGACUAUGUCCAAGUGGAUAAAGAGAAGACCCAGGCCCUGCAGAGCACCAUGCAGGAGUGGACAGAUGUGCGGCAGUCCUCAGAACCUUCCAAGGGGGCCAAGCUGUGAUGAAGGGGGCCACCGAGCUCAGGGGCCACAGGCAGCUGCUCCGAGCUGGCUCGUCUUUGCCACCUUCUCCAUCCCUUUUCACACCUCCUCUCUUCUGUACCACUUUCAGCCUUUAAAGCACUCAACAUCAGGGACCCUGACCCUUCCCCCUCAGAGGCAAGGGCCUGAUGGAGACACUUCCUCUACCACUUAGGGUCCACCUAUGACUUCUGUCAAUACUAGCUGUGCCUCCACCACCUUAGUUAGGGGCUGUUGCCACAAAAGCCUCCUGCUUUGGACCCAUUUGUCUGCUGCUUGGACUCUUGGAGGGAGGGCUGAGGCUCUGAGCUAGGCUCAUGCCUCAUGUCUGCUCACCGCUCUCUACCCUCUACCUCAGGGCUGCUUCUCCAUCCCCAGAGGAGGAUGAUAUCCCCAGGAGCCAAGGACCAGCAGACCAAAAGUACACAUGGGCUUUCAUAUCCCUGUUAGUUUUGGCAAGGGAAAGGCAAGGUGCCACAGGAAGAGAUGGGUGAUGAUGGAAGUCAGAAGUUGCCUUGAGUGAAGAAGAAAUUAGGUCCCCAGGCACAGGAGGUUAGCUGAUAACCUGCAGGGCGGACCCAGUAUUAGGCCAUGGUGCAGGACUGCUAUAGAUUGGGAAAGGCAAAGAAUGAAGGACAGCCAAAAGGAAAACUAAUAAUGACAAGCAACAAAGAACAGGGCGUGGGGUGACAAGGCCUGGAUCUAGAGGACUCUGCCUCUGUGACAGGCAGUCCUCUCUGCUGGCAGUGAUGGAGAGAUGAGACAGAGUGGGGAAGACAGAGUGGGGUGAUUUGGGGUAUGGGAGGCAAGGGGACCCUGGGACCGGAGUGUGCCAGGCACAGAGCAGUGCAGGGAUGGCACAGAAAGUUUCUAGUAGGUAGGCGGGUACAGAGAAACUUAGGAAUUGGGAGCCACGCAGGACAUGUAGCAGGUGGGGAUGUGUGUCCAAAGGGCCUGAUGGAGAGCCCAAGGUCACAUGCAGGAGUGCAGCAGGGGCCAGGACACAAAGGAGCCAUACUUUGACCAAGGAAAUCUAGGGCCCACAUGAGGGUCCAGAGAGAAGCACCUCUAACCUAGUACCAGGCCAGGGCUUUUUCUCAGCGUUUCUCGUCUCUGUUGUCCUCAGCUGCAAGGCAUGGUAGAAACGAACCCUCUCCUCCCAUGGCUUCAGAGGGCACCAGAGCAGAAGGGAUGGGAAUCAGAGCUCGCCUAAGGCUGCUAAGAUAGGGCAGGGAGAUCUGAAUGUGUCUGUGUUGAAAGUUGAACAAAUUUUCAAGCAUUUCAGAAAGAAAAAACAAAACAGGGCAAACCAGCAUUUCAUUUUGUCCUACAUGAACAAGCUGUUUCCAAAAUCUAGGACCUUUCUGCAAUUAGGGGCACACCUUACUUCUCUCCUCUAGAGAGCCCUAUCUAGAGUUCAUGGUAGGCCCUCUUCUCAUAUUAGGAUGGAUCACUUAGUAAUGUUUGCCAAUCUCUGUGCUACAGAUGAUUCCUACCUUGGUCCUAACAGGAGGUCACAGACAGUGAGAAAAGCAAAAAAUAAAGACCUAGAAAGGGAAGGCACUAAGGGAGACUGAGCCACAGGCAAGGGAGGCAGCAAGGAGAGAGCAACAGGAGUUUUAUGCAGAAAGGGUAGGCAGGGCUAGUCCAUGGAGGAGACAGAGAUGAGGGAAGCCUCAGCUUUGGGAACAGAAGAUCUUUAAAGAUAGGAAGUCAGCCUUCCUACUGUCAAAAAAAAAAAAAAAAAAAUGGGGCUGUGGUCAGUUGCAUUGAGCAGGGUUGUAGGGUGCUUGUCUGGCUCUACCCAUCCUUACAGUGCCCUUGAGGCCCUUCAGCAGGGUUCCUCUCUGGCUGGACUGGUACUUCUGGAGCAUAGCAGGUCCAGGUAACACUGGCCUCAGCCGCCACCCACAGACCCCAGGGUGCAUGUUCUGGUGGACCAUGUGAGUACAACUGGCUGCCGUUUACCAAGUCUAGUCUCAAGGCCUCUGCCUUGCGCUGGCUCACAAUUCCCAGACUGCUAGCCAUGUCUAAUAUACCCACCCACCCACCUACCCUCCAAUCCCCAAAUAGGAAAAGCCAAUUCCAUUUUUUAAAAAAUCUUUUGGCCUACCCAUAGGUCAAAAUUCAUUCCCCUGGUGGCUGUCAAGGUCUGAGACCCAAGAACACUCACCAUCUCUCAGCUAGCAUAGCUCCCACAAGUACCUGUCUGGCAGGGACUCUAUCAGCAGCUCCACUCUGCAAGGCUAAAGUUUAGUAGAACAGUGAAGAUAGGAGAAGGCAUCUCCUUGAGACUUGCCAGGCUGCAGCAUGGGAUGGCUACAGCUGAUACUCUGUAGUGGCCUGGGUGAUCCUUUGAAGGUCUGGGUCACUGGGGGGGAGCGGGGGAAGCACACAGAACAUUAGCUGUUAACUGUCCCCCUCUCUAUCUGGAUUUUGCUGAUAGCUACAUUUGACUCCAUGAAAAAAAGUCACAUUCCCAGAGCAGAAGCACAACCGUUCUGAAGUUACUGGAACAUGGGCUCAGGUCCACCCUGCCUUUGGGUCCUUUUUCUGCCAGUGGCUAUAAUCCCAGCCAUGGCUCCCUCUCCUCCUGCAAUGGAGCUUUGCAAGCUAUGAGGGAAGUAGCUUUCUUUUCACUUGGGCCUUUGGCUGUAAAGUGUGGGGAAGCAGGCUGCCCUUAGAGGGGCCAUCUUUCUGGGACUUGCCAUAUUUGGGGCCUGGGACCAGUAGGAACAGCCAGACUGCCAAGGGCGCCGGUGGUGAUUUGUGCCGUCAUGGUAUCUGCUGGUGUGUGUUGUGUAAUCUGUUGACUACUUGUGUCUUGAAACUUAGAAUCAUUUCACACAGGAUUGUCGCUACUUGUUGGGAAGAGAACAUGAAGUAGAAGCAGCCUAGUCUUAUAUCAUGUCUUGUUACCAUUUAAGAUUGACAUUUAAUUUUUCAAGUCAUUGUUGGUGCCUAAUCACUUAAAUUAUUAAUUUAUUCUGUUUUCAAAAAAAAAUUUGUAACAUGUAUUUAUCUUGUGAGGUCUGGGGGUGGGGCGGGAAAUGUGUUCAAAAGACUCAUGUUUUCGCAGUGGUGACAAAUGGUACAGGCCUGGAGCUUGCAGGUCCCUUUUUAUUAUGAUGUAGAAGCAGGACAAUAAAGUCCUUUAGAAAUGCAA